Ochotona curzoniae (black-lipped pika) is the source of this 1432-nucleotide messenger RNA. RefSeq names its product Rac family small GTPase 2 (gene RAC2). Gene Ontology annotation, molecular function: GTP binding; GTPase activity. The record is from RefSeq and is a predicted model, not a curated record. Lineage: Eukaryota; Metazoa; Chordata; Mammalia; Lagomorpha; Ochotonidae. Bases 171 to 749 code for a protein of 192 amino acids. Gene Ontology annotation, biological process: small GTPase-mediated signal transduction. The transcript is spliced from 7 exons.
UUCCGCUUCCUCCUGCCUGGCGCCCUACCACCACCCUUGCUGCCACUGCCGUUACUUAGCCGGCACCUCAUAGGCUCUCUCCUCCCAGCCCUGGUGCCCGCAGGAGCUCCGGCCCUGAGCCAUCACUGUCACCGCUGCCAUCAUCACUGCCACUCCAGGCUCCGGACACGAUGCAGGCCAUCAAGUGUGUGGUGGUGGGAGAUGGAGCCGUGGGGAAGACAUGCCUUCUUAUCAGCUACACCACCAACGCCUUCCCUGGAGAGUACAUCCCCACUGUGUUUGACAACUACUCAGCCAACGUGAUGGUGGACAGUAAGCCCGUGAACCUGGGGCUAUGGGAUACAGCUGGCCAGGAGGACUAUGACCGUCUGCGGCCUCUCUCCUACCCCCAGACGGACGUCUUCCUCAUCUGCUUCUCUCUCGUGAGCCCGGCCUCCUAUGAGAACGUCCGUGCCAAGUGGUUCCCCGAGGUGCGGCACCACUGCCCCAGCACGCCCAUCAUCCUGGUGGGCACCAAGUUGGACCUGCGCGAUGACAAGGACACCAUCGAGAAGCUGAAGGAGAAGAAGCUAGCACCCAUCACCUACCCACAGGGCCUGGCUCUGGCCAAGGAGAUUGACUCAGUGAAAUACCUGGAGUGCUCGGCUCUCACCCAGAGGGGCCUCAAAACUGUCUUCGAUGAGGCGAUCCGGGCUGUGCUGUGCCCUCAACCCACGCGGCCGCAGAAGCGCCCCUGUAGCAUCCUCUAGGGUUGCACCCAGCGCUCCCGCCUCCCUGGUCCUGACCCUCCAAGGACCCCUACUGGCACCUGCUGAUCACAUGGGCCCCUCCUCGUGGCAUUUCUUAGCAGAUGGUUGCAGAGCUUGGCUGUCCAUCUUCUCCUUGUCAGAUGCUCCCUGGGGCUGGGAGGGUGUGAGUUUGUGGCUUCGUGUCCCACCUUCUCAGGGACCAGAGGAAACCCCAAACCCACCAAGCCAUCCCUCCAUGUACCCGCGGCCACUGGCAGCUGCCAAACAAGGCAGUCACUUUCGCCUGAUGCCUGGAGACUCGGAGCUGGAGGGUUGCUAACUUUGCACGUGCACCCUCACGUGACCAGGCCCUUGCUGGCCACUGGGCAGUCUUCCCCACCUGACCUCUGUCUACAGAGUGGACGCGAGCAGCUCCCAAGUGUACCCUUCCUGGCUGGAUCUGCCUGUUUUGGACACCAUAAAGCUUAUCGAGUUCCCAACAGCCCUGGAGCUAUCUGCCCAUACACUCCAUGUCGGGAACCAGGUUCAGCUUGACCCUUGCCCUCUCUCUGCUCGUAGGACCCCGAGCAGCCUUCACCUGGGAGGGUCUUCACUCGCCCACCCUGCCAGGCAGGACUUUUGCUAUUGCAAAGAGAAACCCAAUAGAACCUGCUUCUGCAGAAAAUAAAGCUGAUUGGACUCAA